AUGACUAGCAAGAGUAGAGAGGCGAGGUCCCCAUGGCUCUUUGGGUCCAGUUUCUUAACCAGAGAGCUAUUCCAGGCUCACUACCAGGUGCUGAGGACCAUCCGUGAGGAGGCCUUCACCUCAAUCAAAUUGGCCAAGCACCUGCUUGUGGACUUCCUGGUGGCCGUGAAAAUCUUGGACAAGAUGGAUAUUGAGUUCUUUGCCUCAGAAGUGGAUAUCCUAAUGUCUGUGUACCACCAGAAUAUCGUCAAGCUGUUCGAGGUGGUAGAGACACGGGGACGGUUGUACUUGGUAAUGGAGCACAUAGAUGGAGACCUAGUGGACCACCUGCAAAAGGUGGGCAGGAUGGAGGAGGAGGAGGUCAGACCAAUGUUUGGGCAGAUCUUGCAGGGGGUCAAUUACUGCCAUGACAAUGGCAUUGCUCACAGGGACCUCAAGGCAGAAAAUAUCCUGCUGGACAGCAGAGGCACAGCCAAGCUCUGUGACUUCGGGCUGAGCACACGCUUCUUGCCAGGGAAGGAGCUGGACAGGGAAUGUGGGACUCUGGCCUAUUUGGCCCCUGAGAUGCUCAAGCACCAGAGAUACCAGGCCAAGGUGGAUGUUUGGAGCCUGGGCAUGCUGCUCUACUACAUGGUGAAGGGUGAUGUGCCCUAUAAAGGCAGGUCAUGGUUUCUACUGAAAGCACAAAUAUUAGCAGGAAAUUUUAAAAUAAGAAAUCUUUAUCUUCUGAACGUCGAGGGCUUUUGGCAUAUACGAUGA
This is a messenger RNA of Perognathus longimembris pacificus (Pacific pocket mouse), 759 nucleotides long. Its product is annotated as sperm motility kinase 1-like. Gene Ontology annotation, biological process: intracellular signal transduction; protein phosphorylation; microtubule cytoskeleton organization. The record is from RefSeq and is a predicted model, not a curated record. Gene Ontology annotation, molecular function: tau-protein kinase activity; protein serine/threonine kinase activity; ATP binding. Gene Ontology annotation, cellular component: cytoplasm. Lineage: Eukaryota; Metazoa; Chordata; Mammalia; Rodentia; Heteromyidae.